Dama dama (fallow deer) is the source of this 5717-nucleotide messenger RNA. RefSeq names its product putative adhesion G protein-coupled receptor F2P. NCBI's taxonomy places the organism in Eukaryota, Metazoa, Chordata, Mammalia, Artiodactyla, Cervidae. Gene Ontology annotation, molecular function: G protein-coupled receptor activity. Gene Ontology annotation, biological process: G protein-coupled receptor signaling pathway; cell surface receptor signaling pathway. The record is from RefSeq and is a predicted model, not a curated record. Gene Ontology annotation, cellular component: membrane. Bases 323 to 2341 code for a protein of 672 amino acids. The transcript has 11 exons.
GCCUGUGUCAGGCAGAGCCCAGCCUGACGGCCUCAGCCAGGCGCACCACCAUUCGGGGCUAAAUUGACUGCUCAGAGAUACAGGAGCCCAGCUUGCUGGUUUGCUGUGAGAUAUGGCAAAGGGAAGUCAUUGACACCUGCAUCUCCUGCUGCCGGGAGUAGGUCGAAUUUGCCAGUGACAAAUUCGCCAGUGUCGUUGGCUAGCCACAGCAGGUGGUUCUUGGGGUACACCUUUACCAAGUGCCUGCGGAGAUGCCAUCAACCCAUGUUCCUGCCUGUUUGCUGUUUACCUUUCAGUAGCCAGAAAGUCAACUGUGCUGAAGAUGAUGACUCAGAUGCUUCUGCUCUUGCUGUACGGCUUCAUGUUUCUUUUGGCCACAGAGUCCUGCAGGACGUUAUGCCAGGCUGCCAGCAAGAGCAAGGAGCAGGUAUCUACCAGGGCACACGGUGAAUGCCAUGGCGCUUGUGUGGACAAUUCCUACUGCAGCCAACCUUGCCCUCCAGACACUCCGGGGGAUGUGGGGUUUUUAUGCAGGCAAAAGAAAUGGCACAAAGUUACUGACACCUGCCGGACUCUCACCGCCUUCAACAUCUUCGAGGAAGAUUCAACUCAUGUUCAAAUAUUUGGAGGAUCAAAAUUCAGUGAAUAUACCAAGAAGCCUGAGACCAUUACAGAUUUGUUAAUGGAAAAGUGUCCACAGGAUCUGUCCUGCGUGAUCAGGAACAUUCAGAAGUCUCCCCGGAUUCCAGGAAACAUCGCUGUAAUUGUGCAGCUCUUACACAACAUCUCCACUGUGCCAAUGACGGAUGUUGGUGAGGCAAAGAUGCAGAGUUACAGCAUCAUGGCCAACCACAUUCUUAAUAGCAAAAGCAUCUCAAACUGGACUUUCAUCCCCGACAGAAACAGCAGCUGCAUUCUGCUACAUUCAAUCAAUUCUUUCGCAAGAAAGCUAUUUUUCAAUAAGCAUCCCAUUGACAUAGCAGAGAGCUUCAUCCAUACGGUGGGAACCAUCCUCUCUAGAGACAAUGCCGGAAAGAAUUUCACCUUUUCAAUGAGAGUUAACGACACCAGCGACGUGGUCACGGGGAAAGUGUUGAUCAGUAGAGAGGAACUUCAGGAGGUGCCUUCUCCUUCCCAGGCUGUCAGCAUCGCAUUCCCAACUCUCGGGGCCAUCUUAGAAACCAGUGUUUUGGAAAGCAUCACCGUGAAUGGGCUUGUCCUGUCUGUCAUUCUGCCCAAGGAAGUUGAAAGAAUCUCUCUGAUUUUUGAAAAGAUCAGCAAGUCGGAGGACAGGAGGACACAGUGUGCAGGCUGGCACUCUUUGGAGAGCAGAUGGGACCACAAGGUCUGCCAAAUGAUUCAGGAGAACUCCCAGCAGGUGGUUUGCAAAUGUAGCCCAAGCAAGAUAUUUACCUCUUUCUCGAUUCUGAUGGCACCCCACGUCGUGCAGAGCCUGAUCCUGAUUUACAUCACCUACAUAGGCCUGGGUGUUUCUAUUUGCAGCUUGGUCCUCUGCUUGUCCAUCGAGGCCCUGGUCUGGGGCCAGGUGACGAAGACAGAGAUCUCAUUCUUACGCCACGUGUGCAUUGCUAACAUUGCGACCACCUUACUGAUGGCUGAUGUGUGGUUCAUUGUGGCUUCCUUUCUCAGUGGUCCAAUGAGGCGCCACAGCGCAUGCGUGGCAGCAACCUUUUUUGUUCACUUCUUUUACCUUUCUGUGUUUUUCUGGAUGCUCGCCAAGGCACUCCUCAUCCUCUACGGAAUCCUGAUUGUCUUCCAUAUGUUGCCCAAGUCCGUCCUGGUGGCAGCUCUCUUUGCGGUGGGCUACGGGUGCCCUUUGCUCAUCGCCGCUAUCACGGUCGCUGCCACUGAGCCUGGCAAAGGUUAUCUCCGGCCUGAGGCCUGUUGGCUCAACUGGGACAUGACCAAGGCCCUUCUGGCUUUUGUGGUUCCGGCUCUGGCCAUUGUGGUUGUCAACCUGCUCACAGUCACAGUGGUGAUUGUCAAGACCCGGCGAGCGGCCAUCGGCAGUUCCAUGUUCCAGGAGGUGAGGGCCAUUGUGAGGAUCAGUAGGAACAUUGCCAUCCUCACGCCACUGCUGGGACUGACCUGGGGAUUCGGCAUAGCCACGGUCCUCAAUGACAGCUUGCUGGCUUUCCACAUCAUCUUCUCCCUGCUCAAUGCCUUCCAGGGCUUCUUCAUCCUGGUGUUUGGAACAAUCCUGGAUCCAAAGAUAAGAGAUGCCUUAAAGGAUCGAGUAAACUCUGCAAAAUGGAUCUCCAGGAUCUCAGAGAAUGUUUCUUCUGAUUUCUCUCGUCACCCCACCAAAGGGCCAAGCUAGUAAGCCAAGCUAUACUCCUAACUUGGGAGGUCAUACAUUUCAGGAGUGGCAGAGACCCCAGGAGAAAUGUCCUGAUUCAUGUCUCGUGUCUUCUUGCCUCCAAAGAGUAUGAAGGAAGCCUCCCUCUUGGUGGUGCUGACGGAGGAGGGCGUGAAGAGAGGAUGGAAGGCCCCUCUGUCUAAGCUGUUCUGGGUUGCUGACCUUUUCCCCAUCCACCGUCUACAUGUAUAUGCCAUGCUGGGUAUCCAACAGCGGACAGCAGAAUCCUGGUCUUGCCAGGGUCUCCAGCCUUGUGCUGUUGGAAUCAGGAAGAGAGCUCUGGCCUGUCUUGGCAGUGGUGGCCAGGGAUGUCACCCAGCUGGAUUCUAUGGGUGGCUGAGGGAGGGCCCUCAUGCAUAGUCACCAACGUUGGGCCGACUCUAAGUAGGUCAUUGUUCUUUGGACAAAAGGAAUUCAAGGGCCAGUAUGUUCCACCCCUCCACCUUUAAAUUGAUUGCAUGGUCAGCCUAGUGUGGGCUUAGAUACAACUUCUUUGGCCGUGAACCAAGCAAAACCAUAGAGCUUUGGAACAAGAAAGGUGUUUAAGUUAAGGAGACUGAAGGCUGCAGUGACAAGUAACAGCUAAUAGAGGUUUAAGCCAGAGGUAAAAACCCAAGACUGUUGAUUCCUAGCCCUGGAGUUUCUCCUCAAGACCACGGGGCCACCGAGGGUCUCUCUGUCUACUCUGACUAUGUAAGAGGUACUUGCAUGCUAAGUUGCUUCAGUGGUGUCUGACUCUUUACCACCCUAUGGACUGUAGCCCGCCAGGCUCCUCUGUCCAUGGGCUUCUCCAGGCAAGAAUACCGGAGUGGGUUGCCAUGCCCUUUUCCAGGGGAUCUUCAAGACCCAGGAAUCGAACCCAUGUCUCCUGUGUCUCCUGCAUUGGCAGGUGGGUUCUUCACCACUAGCGCCACCUGGGAAGCCCAUGUAAGAUGAACCCCCAUCGAAUAAUAUGGUGUUUUGAAACCGGGGAUGAGGAAGGAGAAAUAUUAUAUUUCAAAGAGAGAGUUACUGAUUUUCUUACCUUGUAUGUAAACAAAUUCAAUGUUCAAAUGAGGAGCCACCUGAUAGGAGAACAGUAUUACAGAUAAAAAUCCUUCUAGGAAAAAAAAAAAAAAAGGUCCUUUUUAAAGCAAGCACACAGUUCGAUGCAGCAGGAAAAAAAAAUUAGUGAAUAAAGGACAAGAGGCAAUGAGUAGCCCUUAGUUAUCUCCCCAAGAAGUCAGUACUGGGACUUUCCUGGUGGCCCAGUGGUUAAGACUCUAAGCUCCUUAUGCAGGGGGGCUGAGGUUUGAUCCGUGGUCAGGGAACUAGAUCCCACAUGCUGCAACUAAGAGCCCGCAUCCUGCAACUGAGAUCCUGCACAGCCAAAUAAAUAAAUGAUUUUUUAAAGUUAUAUACAAAAGAAGCCAGUAUUAAUGAUGUUACAUUACAAAUGGAAAAGGGUGACUCACUUUGUGAAUGAGGGGUGUCAUGUUUUUUUUUUUUUUACCACAGAAAACUGUAGUAAAACUUUUUUAUUCUCUCUCUCUUUUUUUACUAUAGAAAAUUUCCUCUAAGUAGGAAUGUUUAAGAAAGCAAAAAUAUAAUAAUCAGAAGGUAGAAAAAUAUACCAACCGGGAGAAUGAGUCAUCUUCUAAGUGGUAUUGUUCAUCUUGGGACAACAAUUGCACCCUUUGCAGACGAGGUCAGAAAGAAGUUUUAAUUUGACAUUUCCCAGUGUCUCUGUAGGGUCUCUUCAAGGGAAGAGCAUGGAGCAGACACAGUCCUGGUUUUCCCGAUGCAGAGACUUCCAUAUGAAGAAAGGUCACUUACCCCAAAUCAACAUGUUGAAGGAAGGACGCAAUGUCAUGGAGCUAGAUGGUUUUAGGAUUUAUAAUUCUGAAAAAAACUUUAGAACAGACUGAGUCCAACGGCCUCAAUUUACAGAUGGAAUGUCUGAGCCUGAGAGAGAGAGGUUGAGAGACAGAGAGACUGGCCUUUCAUCUGUAUUGUGAAUUUGGCAACCACAUUUCAUGUGAAAGCACCCUCUGCUCCGAUGCACUCACUCCCUAAGAGAGGAGGUGCGAAAGACUCUAUGUUGGGGUUAUUAUUCAUUAAGAAAGCCUCAUGAAGGACUUCCCUGGUGGUCCAGUGGCUAAGACUCAGCGUUGCCAGGGCAGGGGUGAAGGUCAGACCCCUGGCAGGGAAACUAAGAUCCCACCUGCUGCGUGGUGUGACCUAAAGAUAAAAAAUAAUUGAAUAAAAGCUCAUGGAUGCUAACAGAGAAACCCCACAAUCAUUUGACGAUCCCUUGGAGAAGUCCACCCUCCCUCUUGUGGCCCACACUUCAGUCUGUCCCAUCCUGAAAGGUGACAAAGAACGGCAUGGAUCAGGCUGACCAUGGAAGACCCAGGGUGGAGAUACGUGGAACGCCCCGUUCACAUCUCACCAAGGAAGUGACUUGGCCAGGUGGCUCAAGGAGAAACUGGUGCUAGUGGUGUCUAAGGCAGAUUCUUGGGCAGAGCAUUUAGUACUUGAUAAUCCUUGGGACAGUUAUUUAAAUUCCUGGGACAUUGAUUUUCCCAACCAGAAAUUGAGAAUAAUGGUGCUUACCCUAUAGGGCUAUUGGAAAGAUUAAAUGAACAAAUGUAGAUAAAGUACUGAGAAUAGGACUUGGCAAAUAAUAAUUGGCAUUAAAAUGUAAGCUGUUUGUAAUAGAGUACCUAUGAAUUCAUGUAUGUGCAUGAGUGUGGAUCAGACACUCUCAUAGGAGUUGGUUCAUUGACAUCUAAUUUCUUCUCUUUUUAAAGAAAAUUUUUGGGCCGCGAAGCAUGUGGGAUCUCAGUUCUCCAAUCAGGGAUCGAACCUGUGCCCCCUGCUUCAGAAAUGUGGACCACCAGGGAAGUCUUGGUUCACUGGCAUCUAGAUGAAAGUGUUGAGCAUUGGAUUCAGUUUCUUUCAUCAGGGUGACUAGCCAGCAAAAUCUACUGAAGGAUCUUUUCACUCAGUGUUUACAGAAUUGUGAUACUUGGUAUCCUGCCCUGGGAGGAGUAUAUUUCAGAGACUAUACACGUAUCCAGGGCCUUCUGUGUCCGAACUGUGCAUCACUUUUUGCCUUCCCUGUAAAGCCUUCCCUGAUCAGUCCAACCAGAAGUGCUGAUUCUCUCCACUGAUUUCCUGCAAUAUGUAUAUCUGGCCCAUUCACUGUUGAGUCAGUAUUUAUUGUGUAGUAUUAUUUACUUUUAGCCUUCUUGUGUGCAUGUAUUUUCUUUCCCAGAUAAGACCAUAAACCUUUGGAGACAGAUUUACCCUUGUUACUCGAUAAGUCACUUGCUUUGUAUGUCCAAAGAGCAGA